CCGAUUCCCACAUCCUCGGCUUCUCCCUUUUGUACAAACCUUAGCUCCAACCAUCGCUAGGUCAUAAACAUUCUCAUGGUAUCAGAGCCUGGUUGGCUAAAACCAGUCUGAUCCUUUCUACCAUUUCACCUUCUUUCAUUCUGUUCAUCUGUGUUACCUUGAAGCACCAUGGCCGAUGGAACUUCUAGUGAGAAAGACAACAAGGAAAAGGAGAUCUCGUCGCCACGCUACGAGGAUCCUUAUGCAAAUCCAUUCUACCUGGCUCAAAGUGACAAUUCCUUUCUUCCUGUCAUUAGCUUCAAGUUGACAGAUGACAACUACCUUCUUUGGAGUGAAUCCAUGGAAGUUGCGCUCAGGACGAAGAACAAGCUAGGGUUCAUCGCAGGCACAAUCGAGGUACCUCCUGUUACUGAUCAAAGCUAUGGGACCUGGGAUCGUGUGAAUGGUACUGUGGUUUGUUGGAUUAGAAACUUUGUGUCUGAGAACAUUGUUCCUAGUCUUAGGAAUAUUAAAGUUGCAUCUGAGGCCUGGACAUACUUGAAAGGGAAGUUCAGUCAAGUGGACUCUGUUUGUAUUGCAAACCUGCAGGAGAAAAUUGAUUUGGUUAAGCAGGGAAACAAAUCUAUUCGUGAGUAUCACACAAAUCUGAAGCUGUGUUGGGAUGAACUGGAUAAUUACCUUCCCAUUCCUUACUGUGAUUGUGCUUCUCGCACAUAUGAGACUGUCAUGGGUUAUCAGGAUCGAGGAAGAGUGAUUAGGUUUUUACUUGGUUUGAAUGAAAAGUAUCAACAGGUCAAGACCCAAAUGCUAAUGCUAGAUCCACUUCCAGAUCUAGAUAGUGUAUACCGUUCUGUUGUUCAGCUGGAAAGGCAGCUUAAUGGUGCUAAGGUUAAUUCUGGGAAGUCAGAAGAGGCUAUUGCUCUUGCAACAGCUCUUGCUGCUUCCAGAACCCAAUUUAGUCAGCCAAAAGACAAGGGUCAAGCUGAUUAUGGUCAGCAAACUGGGUUGUUCUGUCGAUACUGCAAGAAGGACAACCAUGUCAAGGAGGAUUGCUGGAAACUCAAGAAGAAAAAUGGGUUGUUGGGACACAAUCCUCAUUCCCCUGGUAACCCAGGAAGAGGAAGAGGUUUUGCUGGGUCUGUUGAUGUCAAUGCACCAGAUAUGAACUUCAGGAGGAGGUAGCAACUACAGGCCUACCAGUCCAGCCAGUCAGCAUGACUCAGGGUCUCCAACUUUCUCAGGUUUCACCUUUGAAGAGCUGACAAGACUUAAGGCACUUCUCCAGCCCUCUUGUGGCCACAACACCAGUCAAGCUAAUUCUGUCUUAACCAAAGCCAGCACCUCAAUGACAGGUAUUACUGCACUAUCAACCCUUAAAUCAUCUCUUGGUGAUGUGUUCUGGGUUUUAGAUACAGGAGCUAGUGACCACAUUGUUUGCUCCAUUAAGCAUUUCUUAAGAUGUAGACAGAUUGAGAAGAUGUUUGUAACCCUACCUAAUGGUCAUCAAGCCUCAGCCACUCAUAUAGGAAUAGUGAAACUUCCUUGUAAUAUCCUAUUGACUAAUGUACUUCUGGUGCCAUCCUUUUCAUACAACUUAAUCUCAGUUAGCCAACUUACCAAAAACAGUCCAGUCUCACUCUUAUUUCAAUCCACUUUUUGUCAUAUACAGGACCUCAUAUCUCAACAGAAGAUUGGUUUAAUCCCAGUAAAUAGAGGUAUGUACCUUCUUGGAGAGAACCACCCUGGAGAGGAUUGCAAACCCCAAGUUUUUGGAGUGGACACCAGCACCUGUUCCAGUUCCAGUUUAUGGCAUCAGAGAUUAGGGCACCUUUCUUUACCUAGGCUACAAGCAGUAAACAAAUUUUGUAAUGAGAU
Linum trigynum is the source of this 1875-nucleotide messenger RNA. NCBI's taxonomy places the organism in Eukaryota, Viridiplantae, Streptophyta, Magnoliopsida, Malpighiales, Linaceae. The record is from the annotation of a GenBank genome assembly.